Messenger RNA from Clupea harengus (Atlantic herring), 1810 nucleotides. RefSeq names its product sulfotransferase family 1, cytosolic sulfotransferase 6 (gene sult1st6). The record is from RefSeq and is a predicted model, not a curated record. NCBI's taxonomy places the organism in Eukaryota, Metazoa, Chordata, Actinopteri, Clupeiformes, Clupeidae. The coding region runs from base 511 to 1365 and encodes 284 amino acids. The transcript has 8 exons. Gene Ontology annotation, molecular function: sulfotransferase activity.
UAAGUGUGUGGAAAACCUCUCAGCAAAGCAGCAGGGAUGUGUCCGAUCAGUGAAGUGAAAAGAUAAAGAGAGGCGCUCCGGAGGCUGCUUCACGUGAGGCAGUUCACUCAUGACCUGUCGUGCAAAAGUUUGUAAAACCGCAGGAAGAGAAGGCUGUACACGGAGGAGAGCAUAUGUGGAAUGAAUAAGGAGACCAACAUACAUGCUUGAUCCAAACUAAACCCGACAGCCUGGCCUGACAACAUCCACUCGACGCCUGACACAUUAAUGAACGAAAGGGGGGAAAAAAACAGGACUUUGGACUGACUCUUCCUCUGAGACUUAGGGAUAAGCUCGACUGGCGAGCCAGCAGAACGAAGAUUCACAGAGAAGGAACCUAGACAGAGAAAGAGCUGGGGACUCAAAAUUGUUCAACACAGGAGGACAAAGACCAAAAGUAAAAUCGACAGCCUGUUGAGUGUGUGUGAUAGCAUUAGCGUGUGUGUGUGUGAUAGCAUUAGCGUGGCAGUGAUGGAAACGAAGAAGGAGGAGCUGACGUUCGCAGAGGCCAUUGAGCGGGCGGGGGGGGCCAUUCAUCGCUUCCCCCUCAUAAAGGUGCGGGGCGUCCCCCUCAUGGAGCACAUCGCCAAAAACUGGAGCUCCAUCUGGGCCUUCAGGCCCGACCCCUCAGACCUGCUCAUCUCCACCUACCCGAAAGCAGGCACGACCUGGACUCAGGAGAUUGUGGAUCUGCUGCUGAACAAUGGCGAUGCAGACGUGUCAAAGAGAGCUCCGAUACCGGUCAGGAUUCCCUUCCUGGAAAUCUUUUCUCCCCCACCAAUUCCAUCAGGUCUAGACCUCCUGCAGGACAUGGAUCCUCCCCGGGUCAUCAAAACUCACCUGCCCAUCCAGCUGGUGCCCGAGGGCUUCUGGGAUAGCAAGUGUAAGGUGAUCUAUGUGGCCCGUAACGCCAAGGAUAACCUGGUCAGCUACUACCACUUCGACCGCAUGAACCUCACACAGCCUGAGCCGGGACCAUGGGACGGAUACAUCCACAAGUUCAUGAAGGGAGACUUGGGUUGGGGCUCGUGGUACGACCAUGUGAAAGGCUACUGGAAGGAGAGAGAGAAGAGGAAUAUCCUUUACCUUUUCUACGAAGACAUGAAGGAGAAUCCUCGGCGGGAGAUCAUACGCAUCAUGGAGUACUUGGACCUGUCGCUCUCUGUUGACACUAUAGACCAUAUUGUGCAGCUGACGUCCUUCAAGGUCAUGAAGGACAACCCCAUGGCCAACUACUCGUUCAUCCCGAUGCCUGUGUUCGACCAAUCCGUGUCUCCCUUCAUGAGGAAAGGUCUGUGUUCGACCAAUCCGUGUCUCCCUUCAUGAGGAAAGGAGAAGUUGGAGACUGGGCCAACCAUUUUACUCCAGAGCAGGCCGAGAUGUUUGAUGAAGACUACGCCAGGCAGAUGGAGGAGGUGGACAUUCCCUUCAGGUCAAACAUCUGAGGGGUCUUCUCAACGUCUCUCUCCCUCCAAUCCUUUGGAGGUGGACAUUCCCUUCAGGUCAAACAUCUGAAGGGUCUUCUCAACGUCUCUCUCCCUCCAAUCCUUUCUGACGACCAAACAAAAAAAAAAAAACGUAAAAAAAAAAACCCAGUAUGCCUUCAAAGCUGAGAGCCAAAGUCAAAUCAUAUUUUUGUAUGCCAAAGAGCUGGAAACUAUGCUCUGGAUUUAGUGUCUUAUAAACAGCUUAUACCUACUGAACAAUCUGACACAACAUUUAUGUAUUUUAUUACUAUGACUGAUAAUCAUCAAUAAAUUAUGACAUAUAA